This is a messenger RNA of Mya arenaria, 1692 nucleotides long. RefSeq lists its product as uncharacterized. The coding region runs from base 401 to 1159 and encodes 252 amino acids. The transcript is spliced from 2 exons. The record is from RefSeq and is a predicted model, not a curated record. NCBI's taxonomy places the organism in Eukaryota, Metazoa, Mollusca, Bivalvia, Myida, Myidae.
UGACAGUAGUGGUGUUUAAAUUUAGCGCUGAGCUAACACGGGAAUCAAAUGAUCACUAGCAAUUCAAUAGGCAGGGUGUCAGUUGUUCAUAGCUUCUGUUCUUCAUACAAGCCAGUUAAAACGAUCAAGUGACAAUAUUAAUUAUAAAAAGUAUAAUAACAAGAAUUUAAAAUAGGAUAAAUAUAAACAGUACAUAAUAUUUGAAAAUGUUUAUGGUAUAAUACAGGGUAUUUGAAUUUUUUUAAGAAGUAGCAACAGUAUUGAAAAGUGUACUUAAAAAUAGUUGUUAUCACAAAACUGUAUUUAAAAAUGAUAAAAAGCUGCUACAGUAUUACAAAGUAUUUUUUAACAAACUGAUUUCAAAAGUUUACUAAAUUGUUGAUUGUUGAUUAAAGUCAAAAUGAGGUUGGAAAUAAAGAUGCCAAAUUUCAUCCACAAACAGACAUUGAAAGGGAUAUUGAUGACACAGUUGAUUUUAUCUUGGAUAAAGUGUGGACUAAGUGAAGAUGUUUCAACAUUUUUGGGACAUACAGAAACAGAAUGUGAAUUGCAGUUUCAAUCCAAAUUGGAAUAUUGUUUAGGGCUUUCAAUAUUCUACAGAAAAGGACAUCCAACAUUAACAUAUGUGAAAAAUAAAAAUGUUUUUAUACAAAAUGUGUAUAAGGAAUACCAUUGUCAGCAAUAUGAGAGAACACUACAAUGUAUCCAUGACAACCUAAAGGCCUGCCCCACCCCCCAACAAACAGGAGUGGUGCGGCACUACCUCGCGGAACCCUGGGCUCUGCACACCAACUACCUCUGCAAAAUCAAUCAAAAAGCCCAAACAGAGGACAAGGAGCAUCUUAAGUUUACCCGCACUGACAAGGACUUUCAAGAACCAAGGGAGCAUGUUAAAUUUACACAAACUGGAACUGAAAUGCUUUUCAGUCAUGAUCAACGGGGCCAUCAAAGUGAAAAUUUAGACUGGAACGCAUUUAAUAUUGAAAAUGAAAUUUUGAAUUUUAAGCACAUUAGGACACAGUUAAAAAGAGGAAACCCAGAUUUCCGCAGAACUGUUACAUUGAGUGCAAAUGACAAUCAAGCCCACCUUUCAGUUAUUAAUAACAGCAGAGUUUUUGCAUCAUUACAAACUACUGUUGAUGAUCAACAUGACAAAUAAUAUCUCAUGCAAAUGUGAAAUAAAACCUGUGUGCACCUUAUAGAUGGCCAAUAUCUUAUUGCAAACAAGAUUUUUAACCCGAGUUUGCACAAAAAUUACUGCAAAGACUAUCUAUUUCUGGAAAGUUUGUAUAAUGAUUUCACAGUUUAGAAUCAAGAGUUGAACUAUCCAGGCAAAACUAAGUAGUGAAUCAAAUGCACCAACAGGCACCACAAAUAGGACUUCUGCAAAAUAUAGCAUUGACAAAGGGAGACAAAUCGCAAACAAUAGGAGAUCAACAGAGUAUGCUCCCUUGAUCAGUUUUCUAACUAUUGAAAACAUGUGAAAGAAGGGAAAGCACUGCAAACAGAAGUCCUGGAUUGGAAUGUAAACAGAAAUGUUGUAUUAUGGUUUAAUAUGGAGUAUGUUACAAUGCAUUGCAAGGUGAAGAUGCCUUGUAGACCUGAUAUGUAUCUAUCAUCUGUUGUUAUUUGUUGAAUAUUGAAGAUUACCUCAUAUAUACUUAAUCAUGCAUUCCAAUUUCUAUGCUACAA